UUUUCAUUUUUAUUCGAACAACAAUCGCAGCUGCUUUCAGUUUUCUAUCGGUAAAAUAUUUUUUAAAUAAAUUGUUUAUAACGUACAGUUUUCUCUCCUCGUCUUAUAUCCACAUUUAAAGACUUCUUACAAAUCUUUAAAAAAAAAACUAUUCUGCGAUACGAAUACAUAAAAAAAAAAACAAACUUCUUCGUGAUACCAGAUUCAACCAUCGCUGCGAAUAUCUAGCGCUUAAAUUUUUCGCCUGAAAUUAACCACUUCAGCAAUGAAUAUAAAUAACAGCUUAUUUCAGGCCGUCCGAGAUGGCAAUCUCACUCAAACUAAGGAAAUUGUCACCACCUAUGGUUUAUCAUACUCCAAGGCAUGGGCAAUGGGAUACGUUUUACUACGUACUUCCACCAAAAAUAAACACACUGAAAUAACAAAAUUCCUUAUAACAUGUGGCGCUAAAGUAAACAACAACAAUAAACGAAGAAAAUUAAAUGAUACCCCAUUGCAUUUUGCCGCCAUGAAUGGCCACAAAGAAAUUGUCGAAAUGCUUCUAAAUAAAGGAGCUAAUAUUCAUGCCAAAAACGAAUAUGGCGGAACUGCACUUCAAGCUGCAGUCUUUCGAAAACAAUCCGAUACAAUUGAGCUCUUGCUAGAUCGCGGAGCUAUUGUCGAUGAGAAAAAGAACGAUGGAUCAACUCCACUUCAUACAGCCGUUCAAAGAGGCAACAUGAAAAUCAUCGAAAUUCUCAUAAAACGCGGUGCAAAUGUAAAUGCCAUUGCUAAUUCCUACCGCAAAGAAGGUCAAACACCAUUACAUUUGGCCGCUGAAAAAGGCGACGAUCGAAUUGUUGAAUUAUUGCUCAAAAACAAUGCUCAAAUUGAUACUAAAUCGAAAAAUGGUAUUGCCCCAAUCUAUAUUGCCACACUUUACGGACAUGAAAAGGUUGUUAGUAAAUUAUUAGAUCAUGGGGCAAAUGUUGACACCCAAGACACAUCGGGUAAAACCAUACUUCUAGUCGCUGUCGAACAAGGUUCCCUCAAAAUUGUCGAACAUAUACUUAAACAUAAUCCAGAUCUGAAGAACAAAAUGAACAGCAGCUCAAUUAACAAAGCUAUUUACGGAUCCAAGGGAAAAUACCGAUUGAUUUUAGACAAACUUUUACAACAUGGAUUCACUUAUAACCCAGAUCCAAAGUUGCUCCAAACAGCUAUCGAAAAGGGUUAUAUACAAAUUGUUGAAAAUUGUCUUAAGACCUCUCCAAAUGCUAAAUCUGUUUUGAUAAAUGUGCCAAAUAAAUCCUCUUCUUUGCUUCAUAUUGCAGUAAAGAAGAAGCAAUAUGAUAUAACAGAAAUGUUAAUCAAAUACGAAGCAAAUGUAAAUGCCAUUGAUGAUAAGGAGAAAACACCAAUGUAUUAUGCAACUGAAAAUGGCGAUUUGAAAACACUUAAGCUCUUGCUGGCAAAUAAAGCUUCAGUGACAAAUUGCCAAGGUCUCUUAAUAAAUGCAGUUAAAAGGGGUAACAAAGAAAUGGUGAAUUUGCUGUUAAAUCAUAAAGUUAAUAUCAAAGAUAUGGAUGUGUUGGGAAGAACAGCCUUGCACUUUUGUGCCCUCACCGAAGUUGAUGAUUGUUUAGAUUCGAUUUUAUGUUUGGAAAUAAUUCGUAAAUUCAUUAAAAAUGGCAAGGUCCAAGUCAAUGCGGUUAAAGUUCAAAUUGCCAAGAUACUUCUUGCCGCUGGCGCUGAUGUUAAUGCCAUAGCCAAAGAUGGCAAAACAACUCUUCAUUAUGCCUGCCUUAAAGGAUACUACAAUAUGGUUCAACUGCUCUUUGAAAAUAAUGCAAAAAUGUUUGCUGAUGAAUCCGGCGCACUGCCAAUACAUCUAAGUGCUUAUAGCGGCGAUGUUGAUAUUUUAAAAGUACUCAUUGGUAAAGGAGCCGAUGUUAAUGCCAAAACAAAGGAUGGAUGGACUGCGGUGCAUUUUGCUACCCAUGAAGUUCAAAUUGAAUUUUUAGAGUAUUUAUUGAAUAAUGGUGCCAAUAUCGAUGCAAAGGAGGAAAAUGGAUCGACUGCUCUUCAUAUUGCAGCCAAAAGCGAUUAUCAUGACUUUGUCGAACUCCUUCUAAAGUACGGUGCUGAUAUUGAUGCUACUGAUGAUAGUGGCAGAACAGCACUUUACCAUGCAAAGAAAGAAGGAAACGACCGUGUGGUAAGGACAUUGCUUGAAUUCGGAUGCGAUUUAAAGAAUCCCAUCGCUAAAAAGAGUUUCACACCAUUCGAAUCGGCUUUGAUGUUGGGCGCUGAUAUUUUCUCCGAAUUAUUCAAUCAUUUUGGUUCGGAUGAUGACGACGAUGAUGAUUAUUACGGUUCCGAUUAUGAUUGCUUUGAUUUUGAUUAUGAUGACUACAAUGAAUCGGAUGAUGAUGAAGAUUUUUAUGAUUCUGAUGUUGAUUAUUUUGAACAUCCAGGUCGUAGUAUUUUUUCCAGCAAUCAAAUUGCUGAAAUGCUUCAACAUCAUGUCAUAAUGAUGAAGGCUGCAAAGUUACCCGUAGAAGAGGAAGCCCCAGAAUCGAAUAAUGCUACUACUUCCAGUAUGAUGCACUCAGUUUUUAAAACUAAAUGCGAAGAAGAAGUUGAAAAGCUGAAGAGUGAAAAAAUUUCUGACAAUACUAAUGUUACAUUUUAUGAUAUUCUGUCAAAGCCUCUUGAUAAUGUUGCUUUUUAUGCAAGAAAUCCAAAAAUUGUCGAAGUUCUCAAAACAAAUGAUUAUAAGAAAAAAUUCCCAAUGUAUAGUGGAUUGUUAAAUGGAAAAAUUGUAAGAGCAUUUAAUAGAAAAGAUCUACUCGAACAGGGAUAUGCAUUCUUUAGUUUGCUAACGGAUAGUCAUUCGAUUAGACUACCUUAUAAUUGCACAGAAACUAUAUGCAGUUACCUCAGUGAUAAAGAUUUGAGAAUCUUGGGUGAUGUAUCAAAACCUAAUAAGUACAGGUCAGCAAUGGGUGAAAUAAAUAGAGAAUUUACUAAUGCAGUUAACAAUGGAAAUUUAGAUAGAUUAAGACACUUAAUAAAUCGACAUGGAAUAUAUAAAUCACAGGCACAUGGAUAUAAUCUUCUUCGUGAAUCAAUCAGGCAGAGAAAAGGCGAAAUAACUAAAUUACUUCUAAGCAGUGGAUCCAAAGUAAAUAGUAUCAGAAGCAAAACAAUUCCAUCAGAUACACCACUUCACUUUGCCAUUCGAAAUGAUGACUUCGAAAUUGUACAAAUGCUCUUAGACCACGGAGCUGACAUUGAUUGCCCUAACCGAGAUGGUUGUUCUCCUCUCCUCACCGCUAUUUAUGAAAAAAACGAAAACAUUGCAGAAUUACUAUUACAAAAAGGACCUAAAAUUUAUAGUUGCAAAAAAGGUAAUAGUCCUUGUCAUGUUGCAGUUAUGAAUCAUUUAUGCAAUGUAACCGAAAAACUUUUACAAAUGGGGGCCAAUGUAGACUCACGUUCAAAAUCUUACUGUAUUAAAGAAUUUACACCACUUCAUUGUGCUACUGCGAAUGGAGAUUUCGAGAUUGUUAAGAUUCUCUUCAAAAAUGGAGCAAGUGUACAUUCUAAAACAGCACAAGGACUAACACCUCUACAUUUAGCAUGUAAAAGUAGCAAUGUAAAAAUAAUCGAGUUACUUUUAACCAACAAUGCUGAUAUAAAUGCUCGUACGAAUAAUAUGUUAACUCCAAUCUACAUAGCUGUAGAAAAUGCUAGACAAGAAGCUGUAAGGUUUUUGUUGGAGCGCGGAGUCAACAUUAAUGAUGAAUUCGAAAACCAAAAAACUAUACUUAGCUGUGCUGUAGACAAAGGCUUAUCGGCAAUAGUCGAGGACAUUCUUCAGUACUCUCCAGUUAUUAAUACAAUUAAUAAACAUUCUUUUAGAACUGUACUUAGAAAAACCGACGGUAAUUAUUCAGGAAUGAUUCAAAGUCUACUAAGAUAUGGGUUUUCUCUUGAUCAUGACGACAUAUAUGAUACUUCUUUGCUGCAUAAUGCAAUAAAACUGGGCUAUACUGAAAUUAUUCAAGAACUAAUAAAGCUCGGUCUGGAUUUGACUUGUAGUAAAAAAGAAAAUUGUAAUAAUUUGCAUAUUGCUGUACAAAACAAACAACUAGAAGUAGCAAAACUCUUGCUCAACCAUGAAGCUGAUGUGAAUGCCAGGGACGAAACUGGUAAAGCUCCUUUAUUUUACUCUAUCAAAAACUCCGACUUAAAUAUGACUAAACUCCUUAUAUCACAAGGGGCGAGAAUUGAAAAAGAAAAUUGUUUCAUUUUGCACAUUGCUGUACAAAAUAAACAAUUUGAGUUAGCGCAACUUUUGCUUAACCAUGGAGCUGAUGUGAAUGCCAGAGACAAAUGUAAUGAACCUCCUGUAUAUUAUUCAAUCCAAAACUACGACGUUGCUAUGACUAAACUCUUAGUAUUAAAAGGAGCCAGUGUUCAACAAAAUCCUAAACUGCUAACACUUGCUUGCACUUACGAACCUGAUAAAUCUCCUAUAUUUCAUCCAAUCCAAAACUCUUACGAAAAUAAACUCUUACUUUUAAAAGCAGCCAGUAUUCAACGAUAUUCUGAUCAAACCUGUAAAGAAAUAAUCGAAAUUCUUCUUGAGAAUAAAGUUGAUAUUGAAGCCACUGAUAGUCAAGGACGGACUGCAUUACACCUAAUCGCGUCAAGUAAAUAUAAAAAAUCCUUUGAAUGCAACAAGCCUGACGACAAGAUCAAGACUGAAAUUGCUAAAAUGCUACUCAAUAUGGGUGCCAAUGUUAACGCUAAAACUAAAGAUGGAUCUUCAGCCCUUCAUUUAGCAUGUUUAAAUGAAUAUACAAAUAUAGUCGAAGCUCUUUUAGAAUUCCAAGCUGAUGUUGAUUGUGUUGGCAAAAGUUCUACUCCAUUGCAUUUGGCUGUUCAUACGGAAAACGUAACUAUUGUUGAAAUGCUUCUGAACAAAAGACCUAACGUAAAUUGCAAAAAAGAAAAUGGCAGCACCCCUCUUCAUAUUGCAGUACAAAAAAAAUAUACAGAUAUCGUCAAAAUGUUGCUUAAAAAUGGUGCAAACGUGGAUUUAAGGAACAAAGAUGGAACUUCACCAUUCCAUUUGGCUGCCAAAACCGGAAACUCAGAUAUUAUUGAAAUGCUCAUGGAAAAUAAACCGAACAUAAAUUCUCAAGAUGAAAAUGGUGACACACCUCUUCAUUAUGUAGCAACAUAUUUUAAAGAUGCUGUGAAAAUUUUGCUUAAAAAUGAUGCAAACGUGAAUUUAAAAAAUAAAAAUGGCAUGACACCAUUGCAUUUUGCUGCUGCUAGAGGAGAUGAAAUUAUUAUUGAAAUGCUUCUAGCAAAAAAGGCAAACAUAAAUUCUAUAAACGAAAAUGGUAAUACAGCUCUUCAUAUUGCUGUGGAAAAUAGAAAUAGAAAUACUUUAAAAAUGUUGCUUCAAAAUGGAGCAGAUGUGUAUUCUAAAAACAAUAAUCAUGCCACACCACUCCACAUGGCCUUGUAUUAUACAUCUAUGCAAUGUCUUGAAACUGUUUCUAUUCUCUUAGAGCAUGGGUCUCCUAUUGAUUCCGAAGAUAAAGACGGUAAUACACCUCUACAUCUUGCAAUUGAUUCACAGAGGAGCGAUUUUAUCAAAUUACUUUUUGAUUUUGGAUCUGAUGUUAAUGUUUCUAAUAAAGGAAAUGCUACACCUGUUGAUUUAGCAUACCGUGAGUAUUCCCGUCCUAUUUAUUUUGAGCACUGUUAUGACUCAGAUGAUGAGUCUUUGGAUGGAUAUGCCGAUCGUUAUGAAAGUGCUAAAUUGAUCCAAAAAGAUGUUUUUAAAAUUGUAAUGAUACACUUGAUAAAGUUGAAGGCUGCAAAUUUAUAUUUUGGAAAAAAGGAUGUGUAUCAGCUUUUCGAUGAUAUUGAUUUCAUUAAAUCACACGAAGAGGAAUGUACAAAAGAAAUAAUUGAAUUAAAACUCGAGAAAAUUGCAAAUACUAAUUUAAAUUUUUAUGAUAUUUUAACGAAAAGUACUAACUCAUUGGUUAAUUAUGCUAGAAAUGAAGAUGUUCAAAGAGUUUUUAAAUCAAGUCAAUUUGGAAAUAAGUUCCCGAUGUAUGGUUCAAUAAUUGAAAGAAACUUCCAAAAGGCUACACAAAGAAGUCAAUUGCUUGAAACAGGUCACGAGUUUUUCAAAUGUUAUUUUGAAAUUCCAUAUGAAUGUGCUGAACAAUUAUUAAAAUACUUGAGUAAUGCUGAUUUACACAACUUCAUAUAUAUAUAAAAAUGUAUUUAAUCGCUUAAGCCUGGUACGCU
Episyrphus balteatus (marmalade hoverfly) is the source of this 6324-nucleotide messenger RNA. Its product is annotated as alpha-latrotoxin-Lhe1a-like. The record is from RefSeq and is a predicted model, not a curated record. Bases 266 to 6292 code for a protein of 2008 amino acids. Gene Ontology annotation, molecular function: protein binding. Lineage: Eukaryota; Metazoa; Arthropoda; Insecta; Diptera; Syrphidae. Gene Ontology annotation, cellular component: cytoplasm. The transcript has 3 exons.